Molecule: messenger RNA, 1275 nt
Organism: Parnassius mnemosyne (clouded apollo)
Lineage: Eukaryota; Metazoa; Arthropoda; Insecta; Lepidoptera; Papilionidae
Source: the annotation of a GenBank genome assembly
AUGAUUUAUUCACAAACAAAGGAUGCCGUUUACUGCUUUCCGUGUCGAAUAUUCGGGCUAGAAAAUACUAAGAUUGGAUCAAGUGAAGGAGUGUAUGAUUGGAAACACUUGGGCGAUUACCUAAAGUCUCACGAAUCUAGUCGACAGCACAAAAAUUGUAUGUUGAAAUGGUUUAAUUUAGAGAAUGGUUUAAAAAGCUGUUCUACUAUUGACUUCUUGGCCCAGCCACAAAUUGAACAAGAUAGGCAACGUUGGAGAGAUAUUUUAGAACGAUUGCUCGCAAUUGUAAAUUUUUUAGCAUCUCACAAUUUGGCAUUCAGGGGUCAUAAAGAGAAAUUAAAAUCUGACUCAGAUUCAAGUGAGACAAGCGGCAACUUUAUAGAUUUAGUAAAGUUAAUAGCCCGAUUUGAUCCCGUGAUGAGACUUCACCUAAAACAAGUAAAGGAUAAGACGAUUAAUGACCACUAUAUAGAAAAAAAUACUCAAAAUGAGCUCAUACAAUUAAUGCAACUUUCAAUUAUUAUAAGAUUUUUUGAUACAAAUACAGCUGAAAUUGAAGAACAUUUAAUUGGUUUCUUAGCUGUCGAAAAAAACACAGCUGAAAGUUUGACUAAUUACCUAAUCACAGAAUUAGAACAGUUAGGUAUAUCAUUGCUAAACUGCAGAGGCCAAGGAUAUGAUAAUGGUGCCAAUAUGCGUGGUGAAAAAAGUGGUGUACAAAAACGUAUUCUUGAAAUUAAUCCACUUGCUUAUUUUUUACCUUGCGGGAGUCAUAGCUGGAAUCUCAUCCUAGGAGAUGCAGCAUCGUCUUGUGUCCAAGCGAAAUCUUUUUUUGGUUUGCUACACUCAACUAGGUUGUACAUUCUGUUGGCCGGCUCAAGUCAGAGGUGGGCUAUUUUAAAUGCUCAUGUAAAAUCGUUAUCGCUAAAACCACUUUCUGAAACUAGGUGGGAGUGCAGGGUAGCAUCGGUGAAGGCCGUUAAAUACCAAAUAAGCGAUAUAUGUGAUGCUUUAAAGGAUUUAGCAGAAAAUACAACAGAUUGUCAGUUGGUCAGUGAAUGCCAUUCUAUAGAAAAGGAAAUAACUACCUACGAAUUUGUAGUUUCACUAGUGAUAUGGUAUGAUAUUCUAACAAAGAUAAAUGUUAUAAGUAAAAUGUGGCAAAACGGACACAAGCACUUAGAUGUGGCUAUACAACACCAAGACAGAUUCACAAAUUGGCUCGAUAAUUAUCGUGAAAAUGGUUUUCAGUCAUCCCUUGUUAUUGAAAGAUAG